CCCAUUGAGUGUCCCCCAGCCCCGGAGAGCCCCACUGUGUGCAGCCGCAGCCGCUCUGUGCAGGGCCCGGCUGUCAGAGCUCAUUUCAGAAUUAAUUUCCCGGCGUUAAUCGCCCCGGGCUGCUCUCCCUGCACUGCCAGGGAGGCACAGCACAGCGAGGGGCCCUGAGAGCUCUCCUGCUGCAGCACUUCUCUCCACGAGGCUGCAGAUCACACUCUUGAUGCCUGGGGAAAAUCACAGCUGAGGGCUUUGACCUUCUGCUGGAGCACUCCAGCAAAGGUUAAUGAGCACGAGAGGGAUUGUUCACUGAGCACUCGGAGAUGGGAUCCAGCGCACGCAGGGCUGCUCUGGCACCAGGACAGCCUCCCCAGGGAAAGGAGAAAAGAGGAGAGCAGGAUUUCCCAGAGGAUGGGGGGAACAGGGUUCUGCUGCAGGCCUGGGCUUUGUUCUCAGCCGAGAUCCCCACGGAGCACACGGGACCUGGCUCUGAGCCUUCCAAAUGAGUUCAUUUCUCUGAGAACUGCGAUCCUGAGUUAAAUUCCUCUCCCUGCCUCCUGAUCCAGCUGGUGCUGGAGCAGAGGAAUCCUUUUGCCAUGUGGGGAAGGUGCCAGGGUUGCUGCCAGGCUCUUCCCCUCCUGUUUGGCUCCUCUAGAAGGGCUGGUUUGGCCAGCCCAGGCAAAAAACAACCCAGCUUUUACCCCACUGCAAAACUUCCUCCAUUUCUGAUCCUCUCCCACCCAAAAUCAUGGCACCACUGCUGUAAAUGACAGAGCAGAUAAAUACUGGGGGAGACCUCAAAUGAAUGUCAAGAAUUCGGGCUGCUCCAAUCUAACAAUCACUUUGUUGUGUUCAUUACCUCUGCCAUCAAAGGCACUUUACCUGAAUUUAGUGCUCAGGCCUCUGGAAAAACCUGGGAGUUCUGAAAAGUGCUUUAAUAUUCCAAUAGAUUAUAAAUAUUUUGGAAAAUAAUUAUUUCCACAAGCUGAGGCAGGAAAGCAAAACCAAACCACAACCCACCAAAGCAUGUGCUGCUCAUUACCAGAGACUUUAUCACAGAAUCACGGAGAGGUUUGGGCCGGAGGGGACCUUAAGGAUCAUCCAGAGGGGAUGGACAGUGCCUCUGGAGAGGUUAUUUAUGGCUUAGGUGAAAAACCCCACAGCAUGGAGCCAUUAGUAUUUGCUGAAUGUCAAGAGGCACAGCUGAAAACAAAAGCCAGGCCUUGGAGGGAGCCAGGUCUGUGAUUACCUCCAGCCACCCAAAAUAUUGUUUUUAAACAGCUCAGCUUCCAGCACAGGGAUCACAGCCAGAGCAGGGAACGUCCAAACCCAGCUUUGCUCUGGGGCAGAUCCUGGCCCUGCAUGGGGACACCAUCGUCCUGCAGAGCCCUCCAAUUCCCAAAAUCCCUCAACAUUUCUGCGAACUCCGAGGUUGGAGCUGCUGACUGGGGGGCAAAGAGAGACUUGCACCAAAAAACAGCCUUGGGGAAAUGCUGGGAUCAGCUCAGCUCUGCCCUUCCCCUUCUGCACCAGGGCCUCUUCCUGCUUGUUCCCUCCACGGGAUAAAUUCCUGGGAAUGACAGGGAUAACGUCCUGUUAUAGGGACUGUCCCAGUGUCCUUACAAACCCAUCCUUGGGGUCCCUGCUCCCAGGGAAGGGAGGCCUCUCCAGGGCCCAGCACCCCUCCCAGUCAAUCAGAGAUGCAAAUGCACUCAGCAAAGUGCUCCUGCAGAUGUUCUUAAUUAAAGCAGCCCACCCCGAGCCCACACGGAGCAAUCACCCCCCAAAACGCCUUCCUGCUCUCAGAUGUUCCCAAUCACUGCUGCAGGAUCCUGCAGGAAUAUUAUUUUUGUAGGGGUAAACCAUUUGCUAAAUAGGCCACCUGUUAAAUAAACACUCCCACUCUCCAAAUAUUAUUUUGUUUUCCAGCCUAUGCACAAUCUGGAUUUAUUUUAGAUGAAAAAAGAUAAUCACUAAAGCACAAAAACGCCCAAAAAACAGUAUUUUGACUAUUUGCAACUAUCCAUCUUGUGAGCACAUCUGCUCCUUUGCAAGCUGGCAGAGCUGCUACACUCAAAGAGAUUCACAGCUCCUUAUUCAGCCGGGAGCUGAUGAAUUUCCAUCAGAGGCCUCGGCACUCUUCCCUUCUUUGUCACUUCUUCAAGCCUGAAUUCCUCCCUCUCCCCAGCUUCCCUUUCCUGAGCUGCCUCUUCCCUCAGGGACAGUCCCCCAUCCAGGAUGGCUUCAGCAAAGUGCCACAGGACAAGGGACAGGGUUUGCCUCCAGUUCUGCUAUAAAAUCACAUUUUCUGAGCUUUCAAAGCCCAUCUCGAGCUGUGCAGGAACAUCCACUGCCCCUGAAGAGCAGCAGGGUGGGCAUCGCCAGGAAAGGGGGAUGGAAUGGAAUGGAAUGGAAUGGAAUGGAAUGGAAUGGAAUGGAAUGGAAUGGAAUGGAAUGGAAUGGAGUGGGAUAUUUCCCUGGAAGGGAUCUACAACAGCUGCAGGAUUUAAAAACAGCACCACUGCCAUCAGAGCUGACACCCAGCCUCUUUUCCUUCGCAAUGAAUGGGAUAAAUCCCAUGGAACCAUGGAGCUGUUCAGGCUGGAAAAGCCAGGAUACAUCCCAUGGAACCAUGGAGCUGUUCAGGUCAGAAAAGCCAGGAUACAUCCCAUGGAACCAUGGAGCUGUUCAGGUCAGAAAAGCCAGGAUACAUCCCAUGGAACCAUGGAGCUGUUCGGGUCAGAAAAGCCAGGAUACAUCCCAUGGAACCAUGGAGCUGUUCAGGCUGGAAAAGCCAGGAUACAUCCCAUGGAACCAUGGAGCUGUUCAGGUCGAAAAGCCAGGAUACAUCCCAUGGAACCAUGGAGCUGUUCAUGUUGGAAAAGCCAGGAUACAUCCCAUGGAACCAUGGAGCUGUUCAGGCUGGAAAAGCCAGGAUACAUCCCAUGGAACCAUGGAGCUGUUCAGGUCAGAAAAGCCAGGAUACAUCCCAUGGAACCAUGGAGCUGUUCGGGUCAGAAAAGCCAGGAUACAUCCCAUGGAACCAUGGAGCUGUUCAGGCUGGAAAAGCCAGGAUACAUCCCAUGGAACCAUGGAGCUGUUCAUGUCGGAAAAGCCAGGAUACAUCCCAUGGAACCAUGGAGCUGUUCAGGUCAGAAAAGCCAGGAUACAUCCCAUGGAACCAUGGAGCUGGGGCUGCAGCAGGUGCUGAAAGAUUCAGGUUCCUUGGGCUCUGUGGAGUUCCUGUGGCUUCCCAAGGAAGCCUUGCCAGCCCUCCUCCUUCCCAAAAUCAAAACCAUCUAG
Camarhynchus parvulus is the source of this 3300-nucleotide messenger RNA. RefSeq lists its product as uncharacterized. The record is from RefSeq and is a predicted model, not a curated record. Lineage: Eukaryota; Metazoa; Chordata; Aves; Passeriformes; Thraupidae. The transcript has 3 exons. Bases 2236 to 3300 code for a protein of 354 amino acids.